GCCGGAAGUGGCGUAGCGGCAGGGAGGGGUUCUUUACCGGGUCCGGCAGCUGAAGCUCGGCUCUCGGGUUACCCCUGCAGCGACGCCCCCUGGUCCCACCGAUACCACUGCUGCUCCCGCCCCUUCGCUCCUCGGCCGCGCAAUGGGCACCCGCGACGACGAGUACGACUAUCUCUUCAAAGUUGUCCUUAUUGGAGAUUCUGGUGUUGGAAAGAGUAAUCUCUUGUCUCGAUUUACUCGAAAUGAGUUUAAUCUCGAAAGCAAGAGCACCAUUGGAGUAGAGUUUGCAACAAGAAGCAUCCAGGUUGAUGGGAAAACAAUAAAGGCACAGAUAUGGGACACAGCAGGGCAGGAGCGAUACCGAGCUAUAACAUCAGCAUAUUAUCGUGGAGCUGUAGGUGCCUUACUGGUUUAUGACAUUGCUAAACAUCUCACAUACGAAAAUGUAGAACGAUGGCUGAAAGAACUGAGAGAUCACGCUGAUAGUAACAUUGUUAUCAUGCUUGUGGGCAAUAAGAGUGAUUUGCGUCAUCUCAGGGCAGUACCUACAGAUGAAGCAAGAGCGUUUGCAGAAAAGAAUGGUUUGUCAUUCAUUGAGACUUCCGCUCUAGACUCUACAAAUGUAGAAGCUGCUUUUCAGACAAUUCUGACAGAGAUCUACCGCAUUGUUUCCCAGAAGCAAAUGUCAGACAGACGUGAAAAUGACAUGUCUCCAAGCAACAAUGUGGUUCCUAUUCAUGUUCCACCAACCACUGAAAACAAGCCAAAGGUGCAGUGCUGUCAGAACAUAUAAGGCGUUUCUCUUCUCCCCUAGAAGGCUGUGUAUAGUCCAUUUCCCAGGUCUGAGAUUUAAAUAUAUUUGUAAUUCUUGUGGUCACUUUGUGUUUUAUUACUUCUUCAUACUUAGGAGUUUUUCCAUGUCUUAAUAAGUCUUUUGAUUUUAGCUUUAUAAAAUCAUCCACUUGUCCCGAAUGACUGCAGCUUUUUUUCAUGCUAUGGCUUCACUAGCCUUAGUUUAAUAAACUGAAUGUUUGGAUUCCUCAAUUACUGUUUACUUUUCAUCAUGGAAGCCUGUCAAUGUAGGACAUAAUAGAACUUGAUCGCUUGAAGCUCAGACCUGUUGGUCUUGAUCAAAUCAAACUAAGAAGACUUUAGAAGAAAUAAGCUAUCAUUUUGCCACAGAGCAGCAUAUAAUGAGCAGCUUAUAAUUCAUCCACUCUCCUCUCAAUGCAGUGUAUAUUUCCACAAAUCUAAGAAUUGCCCUAUAAACAUAGCAAGAUUUUGAGAGCUUGAAAAAUUUCCAUUAUUCUGGAAGUCAAUUUCUAAAAUGCCUUAAUAGGGUUAAGUAGUUUAGUAAAUUUUGUUUUUUAAUUUUUCUAAGCAUCAAAGUUGAUUAGAGAGGGGGACACUUUUUUUCUGGACACGAAUUAUCUUAAUAAACAUAAAAGACUAUUCUAUGGUUUCAGUAGCAGUGUGGUUAUGGAGCCAUAUGUUAAACAGUGCUGCCUGGCAGGCUGGGAACUCUAGAGACUGGUGGAAUUCCAUCUGAGAUGCCUCUGUUGCAAUGAUCAGGCAGCCCAAAUCAUUGAACUUAUCUAAUUUCCCAGCAGUAGAUUAUGUGGCAUUUUAUUGCUCAGGCAAUAACUGGUUUAAUGCUGUUAGUAUCAAAUUGUGAAGUGUUAAUUUUGUCUUAAAACCUUCCAGUAAAUGAAAUGCAACCUAGUUAUCACUAUCUAUCAGCAGGCAUGGAUAAUCAUUUGACAGUGCUGAUUUUGAGUUUUGCAAUAUAUUAUGGAAUACAGUCCAGUUAAAUUUCUGGUUUCAGUAUGUCUAGGAAUAUAGUGAGAGGUUAAUUUCUGCUCAAGUGGUACCACUUAAAGGCAUGUAUUCUUUUAGUAUGUAGUACCUUGAGUUCAAAUAGAAUGUAUUUAGGCAUUAUACCAACCUGAAAUACUUUUCCCCACUACAUUAUUGAAGUCAAUGGAGCAACUAGUUUCCCUUUUAGAAAUGUGCACACUAAUACUGAGUUUUACUUUCUUGUGGAUAAUAUUAAGCACUUACUCUGCAGUGUUCUGAAAGUUGCGUCAACUGAAGUGAUACUAUUCAGGAUGGUAGAAUAUCCCCCAAAUACAAAAUAUAUAUGUGUGUGGGCUUGCAUAGAUUACUGUGUUUCAUAGUUAAUCAGUCUUUUGCAGUGCUCAUGACGUGUGGGGCACACGGAAGGCAUUGCUGUGGUCAGUCUUUUUGGUUUUCUUCUGUAGCCAUUUAUUAUUUUAGUGUAUUGGUUGGUUAUGAAGAUACUAUUAUCUAUUUGUAAAUUGCUACUUUGUAUUUUAUGCAUGCUCUGUAACUUGAUUUAUUUUUAUUUUUAUUUUAUUUUUUAGUUAUUGAUUUGGAAUAUAUUCACGUUCUAAUAAACAGUUAUAGGGGGACUAUUCUUUAUGUUGUCAGAACACGUUUUUCCUUUGAGUGCUUUGGAUGCAGCCAUGGAAUAUUUGAUUCUGAUGAGAAAAAGCAUAGGUCCUUGGAUUACAGAGUAAACCCUCAAUUCGAGGCAUCAUUGUGUGAUUUCAGCUUUGAUUUUAGACAUAUAGUGCAAUUAUGCUUUUCUUAGACAAGGUAUCACCAAAAACAUUAGGGAAGUAAUCUUUGUAUUUUCAUUUAUAACAGUGUCACCAGACCCAGGAAGAGGCAUUUACUGAAAAUUGGUAGUAAAUCUUUCACAAAAUUAUUUAAGAGAAAGAAACUGUAGGUAGUGAAUUGAAAAUAAAUAACUGAAUUUUAUCAACUCUAGACUUAAUGUUGUCUUGGCCAUGGUUGGAUCUUUGGAGAAGUCUAAGAACCCUUUAAGUAGUGGUACAAAAUGUCAUUGCGUCUUAACAGUGUGUCUUCACUCUGAAUAAUAUCUCAGGAGACAAACUCUCUCAAGUAAGAAACAUUAAGUUUUAAAUUCUUAUGACAGUUUAGGGCUCAAGAUAGUGUAGAAGAGUUUUGCUGUUUGACCGUGCUUUUCAGUUAUUUUUAACUUGGAAUGUUUUUUUUUUUAAACCUAUUCUCCUGAAAAGCCGGUUUAGUCAUCUUGAUUUAAACUUGUAUGUCAUUGUUCUCAAGUGCUUUCUGUGCUAUGGUUUUUCUUUAAUAAUAAUUGUAACUCUGUAAGGUUAUCUUUAGCCAUUGCGUUGUGUAUCCUAAAUUUUAACUCUAAGAAGGGGUGUUAGCUGGUGACUUUUAAGUUCUGAAAGGUUUUGUUUGCAGUGAAGUUAGUUUAGAUUGCCCGUCACAGCUAGUCAUAUUUAUUUUGUCCUCAGUGUAUUUUCAAAAUACAGAUACUCUCAGUGGUUUGAAUGUUGUCCUGAUUUCUUCCAUCUACCUUAGUGAGAAAAGAACUUUUUAGACAGUUUUUGGCCAGGACCAGAAGCAGAAUAAGUCAAAGGCUGGGUUGAUAAUUAAGAACUUAAUCUAGCCUAUUAGGUUUUAAUUUAUGGAGGUGUGUUUGUGUGUUUAAACACAGGAGGAAAACAGAUUGGUUUUUUGAAGUCUCACAAACAUUUUAAGGCUGCAAAAAAUUCAAAACAAAAUCUAAAUUUUGUAUAAGGACUGUGCGUGGCAUGCAUGACCUAUGUGGGGAAAAAAUGAACAAAGACCAUGAAGGGACCAUCCCCCGUGACACGCUUUAAUGGGUUAGCAUAACAACAGGCUAGUGCUAAAACCAGGAGGGCUGAUUUUUGUUAUCCUCUCGGGUCGGUGCUGAUGCCACACUCUUUCUGGGAUUUGACAGGCCGCUUUUUCCACUCAUCUAUAUGAUAUGCUGAAUAAACUGAAGUUGUCAUGCUAAUGUUUAAAUGGUUGUAUCUUCCCAAACUGUAGGAGGCUGAGGGUAACACUGAAAUAUAAAAUGCUAAUGUCAUCACAGCUUCUGUAAAGGAGAUCAGAGGCUGAGAAAUAAUUUUAAUUGAAGUGUUAAUUUCACUGAAAUUUGAAUUGGAGGAUAGAGAAAGAAUAUCUGAAAGGACAUGUAUAUAUAUGAUAUUGGGCACAUAUUAGAAAGUACGCUAAAAGUGGCAGGUAAACUAGGGCAGUGGACUGAGGGACAAAAAACUUGGAUUCUAGGCGUACCUCUUUAAGUCAUUUUAUCUCUGAGCCUGCCCUCCUUCAGUUAGUGAGGGGAAUAGGUUAGAUUAUUUCUGUGGUUCAUCCCAGCCCCAGUUCAGUAAUUUUAUGAAUGAACUCUUCAGAUAGUAGAGCCAAAGUAUUACACAUUUGAAUGCAAAUUUGAUAAGUAAAAAUGAUUUUGCCAAAUGUUUUUGGUCUUACAAUAACUUGAUUAAAAUGUUAUUAUUUCCACGUUAACUCCAUUCAGUGAGAUGAAAACUUUCAGAACAUUUGCAAAAUGACUGCUGUUUUCAAUCGUAAGCGUAUGUGCUGAGGGGGGAGUGGGGAGCACUUGAUGGGCUGCUAUGUCGCUUGUAAAUUGAGAACUGCUUAUAUUGGCUUUUACUGUUAAAAGUUCUGUUGGCUUUUAAUAUAUACUUUUAAAAUAUAUUCAUGUCUGAGAGAGAGAA
Messenger RNA from Suricata suricatta (meerkat), 4562 nucleotides. RefSeq names its product RAB11A, member RAS oncogene family (gene RAB11A). Gene Ontology annotation, biological process: neurotransmitter receptor transport, endosome to postsynaptic membrane; exocytosis; melanosome transport. Gene Ontology annotation, molecular function: GTPase activity; GTP binding. The transcript is spliced from 5 exons. The record is from RefSeq and is a predicted model, not a curated record. Bases 143 to 793 code for a protein of 216 amino acids. Gene Ontology annotation, cellular component: postsynaptic recycling endosome; axon; transport vesicle. Lineage: Eukaryota; Metazoa; Chordata; Mammalia; Carnivora; Herpestidae.